UCUGUAACCGAUCAUCAGUCACCACUCCCGGACCAGUUCUGUGGCCAGGAGCUGGCGUGUAGGCUGAGGGGGCGCCGCCGGCUGGCCAAGCCCCUGGCAGGUCCCUCGCUUUCAGAGGGUCAGCUGGAGUCCUGCUUUCAAAACUAAAGUCAAGCUGCCCACAGGUCUGAGGGAGACCCAGGCAAGAAGUUGUGGCCCGGAUCACAGUGGAGAUGUCAAGGACUGGUGCUUCAGACCCUUGCGUCGGCCAGACGUUGUGCCAGCCUGUUGUUGCCACCAAAAUGUCAGGAGAGAUGGACAAACCGCUGAUCAGCCGCCGCAUGGUGGACAGUGACAGCAGUCUUGCAGAGACUCCCAGUGAGGCUCCCAAAGUGGGCAUCCUGGGCAGUGGAGACUUUGCCCGCUCCCUGGCCACACGCCUGGUGGGCGCCGGCUUCAGCGUGGUGGUUGGAAGCCGCAACCCCAAACGCACAGUCGGGUUGUUCCCCUCAGCAGCACAGGUGACUUUCCAGGAGGAUGCAGUAGCCUCCCCCGAGGUCAUCUUUGUGGCCGUGUUCCGGGAGCACUACUCCUCGCUAUGUGGGCUCAGUGACCAGCUGGGCGGCAAGAUCCUGGUGGACGUGAGCAACCCCACGGAGCAGGAGCACCUUCAGCACCGUGAGUCCAAUGCGGAGUACCUGGCCUCCCUCUUCCCCACCUGCACGGUCGUCAAGGCCUUCAAUGUCGUCUCUGCCUGGACCCUGCAGGCUGGCCCGAGGGAUGGGAACAGGCAGGUGCCCAUCUGCAGUGACCAGCCAGAAGCCAAGCGCACUGUGUCAGAUCUGGCACAUGCCAUGGGCUUCACGCCCGUGGACAUGGGGUCCCUGGCCUCAGCCCGGGAGGUAGAGGCCAUGCCUCUGCGCCUCCUCCCUGGCUGGAAGGUGCCCACCAUCCUGGCCCUGGGACUCUUCAUCUUCUUCUACGUCUACAACUUUGUCCGGGAUGUGCUGCAGCCCUACGUGCAAGAGGGCAAGAAUAAGUUCUACAAGCUCCCCCUGUCUGUGGUCAACACCACGCUGCCGUGCGUGGCCUACGUGCUGCUGUCGCUGGUCUACCUGCCCGGCGUGCUGGCGGCCACCCUGCAGCUGUGGCGUGGCACCAAGUACCGGCGUUUCCCCGACUGGCUGGACCACUGGCUGCAGCACCGGAAGCAGAUAGGCCUGCUCAGCUUCUUCUGCGCCUCCCUGCAUGCAGUCUACAGCGUCUGCCUGCCCGUGCGCCACUCCUACCGCUAUGACCUGGUCAACCUCGCCAUCAAGCAGGUCUUGACUAACAAGAGUCACCUCUGGGUUGAGGAGAACGUCUGGCGGAUGGAGAUAUAUCUGUCCCUGGGAGUGCUGGCCCUUGGCACGCUAUCCCUGCUGGCUGUCACCUCGCUGCCAUCCAUUGCAAACUCGCUCAGCUGGAGGGAGUUCAGUUUCGUUCAGUCCUCUCUGGGUUUUGUGGCCCUGGUGCUGAGCACUCUGCACACGCUCACCUACGGCUGGACCCGCGCCUUCGAGGAGAGCCGCUACAAGUUCUACCUGCCUCCCACCUUCACACUCACGCUGCUGGUGCCCUGCGUCGUCAUCCUGGCCAAAAGUCUGUUCCUCCUGCCCUGCUUAAGCCGCAGACUCGCCAAGAUCCGGAGAGGCUGGGAGAAGGACAGUGCUGUCAAGUUCACACUGCCAAUGGACCACACCCGGGCCCAGAAGACGAGCCACGUGUAAGGAGCCUGCCGCAUCUGGCUCGGGAAACCAGAUGCAGGGCCCUGAGCCUGUCAGGGAUUCUUUUCUUGAUCGUGCAGUACAGUGUAAUGUGCACAAAUUGGUGGUUUAAAGUCCAAAUUCCUGGGACGCAAAUGUAUUCAAUAAUAUUCAGAACGAUACAUGUGUGUGAUAUAUAUGUUCAUACAUAUUUCAUAUAUAUAACAGGAUUUGCAAUUAUACUUAUUUAGCUAAAAUGUUGAGUCCCUGAGAUUUCAACAUGUAGAUUUAAAAGCAAGUGCCAGAUGUUAGGAGAACAGCAACUCACAUUAGUGUGGCAUUUGCAGAAAUAUGGCAGUGAGGGGCGUGUAUCUUGGUGGAGUCGACCCACUUGUGCCUCCCACUCCCCUUAUGCUACCUUCCCAAGGCUUUUGCAGACUGGGGUUCUAAGGUGGCACGGCAGACAGGAGCUCUGCCUGGAGCCCAACCUUGCCAGGCUGCACCAGGCUGAAGAGUCACCAGGGAGCAGGAGUGCGGCUCCUCCCUUGCUCUUCCAACCUUCAGUGGGAGCGAGGAGGUGAGGGGAGCCUGGUGUCUGUGCCCUGAGGGUUCUUUGCCAGGUUGGGGGGGGCAGGGCGGGCCGGGAGGGUGUUUGGGGCUGAAGUUGCUCCCCCGAAUCCUCCCUAAGCUGGGGAGAUUUUUUCCUUAGUCAGAAGUCAGCACUGCCGCUGCAAAUUGAUCCUCCUGUGGGAGUGUGAAGUCACCUCCUCCCAGAGCCACUAAUGAACCCUGUCUUGAGAACGAGUGUAAUUUCUUUCCCUCCUUUAAGUUGGUGAUGACCGUUCUUUCGACCGCUGUGCCUUCGCACAUUUUAGAUCAUUAGUUUCAAUGUCUCCAGGAAGGCCUAGAGCAGACCCUCCAACAGUCCAGGGGGAGGGGAACACAGGGCAGAGCUCGCAGAAUCACAGCCAAGCCCUUCUGGGGGCCCGGCCCAGGACCGAUCGUCUGCAUGGAACUGGGCCUGUGGAAAAACACUGGGGAUCUCUUCAGAUGUCCCCUGCUGCUGCUGGGCAGAGAACCCGUCUUCUGAGCACCCAGAAAACCACACUGGCUCCAAGUUCCUCUUAUUGGAGGGUCAAAUUUCAAAAUAGCUAGGAGGGUCUUUUCCCAUCAAAGCUACACACUUGAAAUGCUGCUGCCCCAAAACAUAAGAGACUGGACCACCGCCAGGGCCACAGGGCGUGUGCCCUUGAAUCAUCUGCCAUCCCUCACUGAUUCAUGCUGAAACUGUUUUCACUUCCCCUGUGGACACACAGUUAGUUGUUCGCCUCCAAGCGCUCCACCCGCCCACCAGCUUCUGGCAGAAGCAGGGUAAUAUGUCAUCUCCACACAAAAAAAGCACCUUUGAACACAAAGGGGGUGAGGUCCUGAUGGAAGACAUCAGUGAGACGCACACUGAACUCUACUCUGAACGGGAGAUAUGGGUCCCACUCAGAUUUCGUAGGUCUCCUGGGUCAGAGGUCCUCUUAGGAUGGAACAGAGAGUCUAGCCGGCAAAGGCUGAGCAGAUAGUGCUACAGCGAGAGGCUGCCCCUGCCUCCCCGGGAGGCUUCAUGAACUCAUGUCUGUGGAGCACAUUAGGGUCCUUUAGUGAACAGGGAGGGAAAAUAAAAAAGCCAAGGGUAAGACUGUCUCAUUAGGCCAGUGACUGAUGGAGGGAAGGCAGUGCAGGCAAAGCGAUCGCUUCCUGCAGGUGUUUUCCGUCUGCCGUUCCGAGGCUGGGCGACAGAAGCCUGUCUCCUCUAUUGGCUCCGAUGGAGCAGCAGCCAUGGAGCUCAGAGAGGCUUGCUGCAAAGGAGGCAGGCAAAGCAGAGCUUUUGGCACUUGCUUGGCAAAAGAAGGGCCCAGCAGUUUCCUGCUAAUAGGCAGCAGGGAGAACAUGGGCAGCUGGAAACCACCCAGGAUCGCCAGCCCUAGUCAGUACUGGCUGCCUUCCCUUCUCCCAGCCUCCCCGGGCCUGGGGAUAGUCCUUUACACCAAAGAUGCUGACACAGGGCAAAGUCCAGUGUGCUCUCUCCCCCUCCCUGUCUACCUCCUGCUGCAGGUGCUCCUCAGAAGGGAAAGGAUGCCAAGGUGGGUGGCAGGAAGGAACAGGUACAACCGGGGACCUGCCAACUGGAUAACCAACUCCUGAAAGGCAGGGUGGGCUGUGGGCUUGGCCUUCAUCUUGUGUCUGCUGCUGUUCUUCCUACCUCACCAGGCAGCUGGCAACAGCAUCUCCAAGAGAGCGGGUCACUCCCUUAGAGCCUGGGAAAUUCUGUGUGCCUCUGGGUACGAAAGUGCCUGAACCAGCGUACUCUGGGAAUCCUAAAUGCCACAAUCAGAGGUGGACAUUUAAAAUGUAUGCCAUUGAAAAAGUUUGUGUGUUUUGACAUUAUAGAGCUUGUCUAAGCAGCGAAAAUAAACACCUAACCGUCUGUGAA
Rhinolophus ferrumequinum (greater horseshoe bat) is the source of this 4206-nucleotide messenger RNA. RefSeq names its product STEAP3 metalloreductase (gene STEAP3). Lineage: Eukaryota; Metazoa; Chordata; Mammalia; Chiroptera; Rhinolophidae. Gene Ontology annotation, biological process: copper ion import. The record is from RefSeq and is a predicted model, not a curated record. Gene Ontology annotation, cellular component: plasma membrane; endosome. The transcript is spliced from 5 exons. Gene Ontology annotation, molecular function: ferric-chelate reductase (NADPH) activity; cupric reductase (NADH) activity. Bases 213 to 1748 code for a protein of 511 amino acids.